Messenger RNA from Beta vulgaris subsp. vulgaris (sugar beet), 3342 nucleotides. RefSeq lists its product as uncharacterized. The transcript is spliced from 2 exons. The record is from RefSeq and is a predicted model, not a curated record. Gene Ontology annotation, molecular function: nucleic acid binding. Bases 1 to 3342 code for a protein of 1113 amino acids. Lineage: Eukaryota; Viridiplantae; Streptophyta; Magnoliopsida; Caryophyllales; Amaranthaceae.
AUGAAGUGGUGCCUAGAGUAUAAAAAGUCAUUAAGAAUAGACUGGCAAGAGAUCAACAAGAAGCUUUCCAAAGAUCAAGAGGGGAUCACUGUUACGGAAGAUGCAGUAAAGGACAUCGAAUCGCGUGAAGCUGCGCUUACUGAAAUAGAUAGUAAGUGGAAGUUUUGGAAACAAAGAUCUAAAUCGCGAUGGGACUUACUAGGGGAUCAGACCACUUCGUUCUUCUAUAAAAGCGUGAAGCUUAGAGCAGCUAGGAACGAAAUAAAAUGGAUUGUGAAGGAGAAUGGGGACACUAUCUAUGAACAAAAAGAUUUGAAGGACUACUUCAGAUUGUCUUUCCAAGAACUAUUUAGCAGGCCUAUAGAGGAGGAAAGGAUUAGUCCAACAGACCCCUUGUUGGAAAAUCUACCCAUGCUGACUAGAAACCACACAGAGUGGUUAUCUCUCCCGUUCUCAAAGGAGGAAAUCAAGGCUGCAGCAUUUAGUUCGAAGCCCCUCAAGUCCCCGGGACCAGAUGGUAUCCCCCCAGCGUUUAUCCAACAAAACUGGGAUGUUGUUGAGGAAAGUGUGAUCAACAGUGUAAGGGGAUUCCUGUCGAGUGGUUUUCUUCUGAAAGAGCAAAACAGGACCUUUAUAACUCUUAUCCCCAAAGUGGAGAGACCACAACGGGUGAAAGAGUUUAGACCCAUUGGCCUUUGUAACUCCUCCUAUAAGAUUAUUUCCAAGCUGUUGGUUAACAGGAUUAAGCCUAUCCUUAAGGACCUGGUGGGAGACUUCCAGAACGCUUUUGUUCCUGGAACGCAAAUGGCGGACAAUUGCCUAAUCACCCAUGAAGUGGUUAAUUGGGUAAGGAAAAGAAAGAAGGGAACGCUGUACGCAGGGAUUCUGAAGGUGGACUUAAGCAAAGCCUAUGACAGAAUAAGGUGGGAUUUUGUGGAAGCAGUGUUGAGGAAGAUGAACUUUCCGGAAAUCUGGAUUAGUUGGAUAGUACAGUGUAUCACCACGGUGUCAUACUCAGUCCUAGUGAAUGGGGAACCCUCUAAGCAUUUCAAACCUUCAGCAGGGCUUAGGCAGGGGGAUCCACUCUCGCCAUACCUUUUCAUUCUAUGCAUGGAAACGCUGUCAACUAAACUAUGCGCAAGUCAGAUAUCAAAAGAAAUGCAAGGAAUAAAGAUAGCUAGGGCUGCUCCCUCCCUUUCGCACCUUUUCUUUGCGGACGACGCAUUGUUUUUCUUCAAAGUUAUCCCCAAGAAUUGCUGGUUCCUUAAGAGCUUGUUACUGAAUUUUUGCGAAAAAUCGGGGGAACUCAUCAACUAUGACAAAUCCCAAGUCAUGUUUAGUCCGAAUACCCCUAGAAGAUUUAUCAAAUUAAUGAGGAAACCCUUGGGGGUAAAAAAUUCUAACUCCUUUGGGACUUAUCUGGGGUGCCCUAUGGAGCUUGAUGGAAGACACUCGUCUCCCCUCAAUGAAAUCCACGAGAAGAUUUACCGGAAAAUAAACUCAUGGAAGUUCAUGCAUACCUCACCAGCUGGUAAGCUCAUCCUUAUAAACACAAUUCUAGCCUCAUUAGCCUCUCAUAUCAUUUCAGUUUACUUGCUCCCAGUCAAGGUGGAAAGGAAAAUCACGUCUACUUUGCUAAGGUAUUGGUGGAGCUCUUCUUUUGAAAAGAAACCAAUUUACUGGAGGAAAAGGUGUGUGGUGGAGAAACAUAAAAACGAAGGAGGGCUGAGCUUGAGAAAAAUUAGAGACAUAAAUCUUUCUCUGCUCACCAAGCAGGCCUGGCGCAUACACCAAAACAGCUCCUCCCUCAUUCAUAGGCUAUACAAUGCAAAAUAUCAUAAUGACCCCCUUUCUAAGGCUAUGGAGGAAAAAAAAACGGCAAGCAGCUCGUAUGCGUUUAGGAGCAUGUGGAAGGCCUCGAUGGCUUUGAGGGAAGGAUUUUAUAAACAGCUUGGGAAUGGGGAAAGCAUUGACAUAGAGAAAGAUGAUUGGGCGGGAGUUAAAAUAAAGAAAAAAUUUGUGGCGGGGAGCGAGGGAACUGGAGUUACGAAGGUAGCUCAUUUGAUAAAGGAGGAUAGAAGUUGGAAUGCCUCGUUAGUGUGGAGACUGUUUGGGAGACACGAAGCAGAAACCAUUUUAGCUAUCAAGAUCCCGGAGGAAGACCAAGAGGAUGGUCUGGGGUGGGGGAAAACGAAAAAUGGGAACUAUACUGUUAAGUCGGGUUAUUGGCAUAUUCACCAGGAGAGCAAGAACGAGAUAAGAGAAUGCCAUGUCUCAAAGUUUAUAUGGAGUCUUAACAUCUUGCCCAAAUGGAAGAUGUUCAUGUGGAGGAUUAUCAAUAAUGCUUUGCCCACAGCGCAGGGAUUAUUAAAAAGAAAAGUUCGAAUUGAUGGUCAUUGUAAGAUGUGCAAUGAGCAUCAAGAAAGUAUGGAGCAUCUCUUUAGAGAUUGUCAAUUCUCCAAUAGGAUUUGGAUGGCCACAAUGGGUAUCAAAAUUGAUUCAACCACGUCGAAGAUCCCUUUUAAGGACUGGCUAAAAAACUUCAUGAACUAUUUUAGAAUGGGUAGACCAGACAUUUCAAGGGAACAGAGUGAAAUGAGUGCAAAGAGCUUUAUAGCAACUCUGUGGAGCAUUUGGCUGCAUCGAAAUGAAGUGAUAUUCAGAAAUACCAAACCAAAUCCAAAGGGAGUGAUGAUAAUAUAUCAGGAAAGUGUGAAAAGGAUUGACAGAAUUGAUAAAGAGAGAUUCAGAUCAAUUGAAGAUAGAGAGAAAAACAAGGUAAGUAAGAUUGAGGUCCAAGAGUGGGUGUCAGGAACAAGGCAUCAGGGGAGAGUGAACAUAAUCAGUGUAGAUGGAGCUUGGAAAAAGGAGAAAAAAGAAAAAGGAGUAAAGGCAGCUACAACUUGGAUUAAUGAAGCGGACACUAAGAGCUUCAGCGCGAAGAAAAUAUUUGCCAAGUCUCCGGUUCAAGCUGAAGCCUACGCAGUGAUGCAUGCCCUGGAAGAUAACGCCCUAAUUGAUAACCUGGUUAUUCAGACAGAUAGUAAGGAAAUUGUGGCGGCUCUGCAUAACCUGGAACGCGCGGAUAAGGACAUUCGUGAAAUUAUCCGGAAAGGCAAAAGGGGUUUGAGAAAGGGGGAACCCACCUUUUUGGCUGCCAUGGUUGAGAUGAAGAAGGAUGCAUUAGCUAAAGUUCCCGAUGUGAACGCUGCAUUGCUGGAAGAAUAUGAAGGGAUCGUGCUUGAUGAUCUCCCAAAAAAAUUACUCAUUGCAGGGUUGUUGACCAUGCAAUUGAAAUGGAACCAGGCGUUAGGCCACGUGCAUAUACACCCUAUCGAAUAG